Molecule: messenger RNA, 1396 nt
Organism: Dimorphilus gyrociliatus
Lineage: Eukaryota; Metazoa; Annelida; Polychaeta; Dinophilidae
Source: the annotation of a GenBank genome assembly
AUUCUUUUUACUUUGUUUUAAAGUAAAGAUAGGUGAGUAGAAAUAAAUUGAUAGUUUUUACUAUUAAUUAACAUUAUUUUGUGUGACGCUUUUUUAAUACACAAAUAAUUCUUUUUGGGUUUGUUGUUCGAUUAUUCGUGAAGAUCUGCUUUUUAACGAUAAACUUAUACAAUUCAUCAAAAUUACUCUUCUCUUUUCUUCCCCAACUUAGAUAAAUAUGAAGUCUGAAGGUCAAUCCUUCAUCAUUGUCCAGCGAGUUGGAACGCUUCCGGUCGUUGCAUCAGCCUUUGGUUCCUUGUCGACCUUCUACCAACGUUCUAAAGAGUCCUCCGCUCUUGUCAAGUUUACUUUGGAGAAGGCUGAAACUGGCAUGCACGUAGUUGCUAAGACUGCUGCCCCAGUAGUAACAAAGUUGGAAAAGCCUAUUGGAAGAUUGGACGAAUACGCUUGUUCGAAAUUGGAUGUAAUUGAGGAGAAGUAUCCAAUUAUAAAAGCUCCUGCUGAAGAGUUUAUUUCUGAAACUUACGGAGCUGUAAAACAAUAUGGAGCAAAUAAAUUGGGAUCGUUUCUACCCAAAGUCGACCCAAUUUUAGAUUAUGCUGAUCGCACUGUUGACUAUUACAUGCCUGCUGUAGGCGAUGAAAAGAAGGAAUUUGAAGAAAACAAAGAGGAAGAUGAGAAAGACUCGGGACCAACUGAAAAAGUGGUCGCUAUUUCUACAAAAGUUCGUAGAAGAAUGUUUAUUCAAGCUAUGAACCAAGUUAGAAAUGUGAAAAGACGUUCUGCUGAGGCUAUUGACCGUCUCAAGCAUACCGUUAAUUUAAUAGAGUAUGCGAAAGCUGUUGAUGGAAAAGUUCGCUAUGUGUGGAAUGAAAUCCAAAAGAACGAAGAAGAAGUUGAAAAUGACCAUAGAGAGGAGCUGAACAACAAACCCAUUUCGAACGCAGAAACUAUUGAAAAGAGAAUUAUCGCCACUGCCCGUCAUUUAACCAUACAGUUGAAACGUACGAUAAGUUCCUUCUCAACUGUCAAAGUUUUACCCCCAGCAGUUUCCGGACGCCUAUCAGAAACCAGAAAAUUAACAGAUGAUUUUUAUUGGUCCCUCUCUCAUGUCUGUAAUCAUGCCCACCGUUCCUCUCAAGCUGCUGUUAAUCACUGCUCUACAAUUCUGAAAACAUUCAAACUGGAAGAUGUUCCUCAAAAAGCCCUAGAAAACGCCCGUCUUGGUCUGGUUAAAGUACAAGACAACGUCAACUACAUCACGGAUUAUUUGUUGCAGUUGAUUAUACCAGAUUACAAUAUGGAUGGUGUUAACGUGUUCGACGAUUUUAUUGAAUUCCAACCUGAAUUAAACGGUUUCGCAUUUACAGAAAUACGUUACGUUCCUCAUCAAUAA